Messenger RNA from Entelurus aequoreus (snake pipefish), 6410 nucleotides. RefSeq names its product dystroglycan 1-like. Gene Ontology annotation, cellular component: dystroglycan complex; sarcolemma; basement membrane. NCBI's taxonomy places the organism in Eukaryota, Metazoa, Chordata, Actinopteri, Syngnathiformes, Syngnathidae. Gene Ontology annotation, biological process: nerve development; muscle attachment; axon guidance. The transcript has 3 exons. Bases 639 to 3290 code for a protein of 883 amino acids. The record is from RefSeq and is a predicted model, not a curated record. Gene Ontology annotation, molecular function: calcium ion binding; laminin binding.
ACACUAAAGCACACACACCGAGCACCCACUGGCAGAAAUGUAGAUCGGCGCCUAUGGCACUUAUUUUCAUGGAUGUUUUUGCAAAGAGAAGGUUUGGGAAAGAGUGAGUCAAGCCGCACUUCCACCUGGAUGAAGCUAUACCUCCACAGAGGGAGGAGUCCCGCCUGCUCGCUGGCCUCUCAAGCUGCACACUCGCCUGCGAGGAGGAAGGAGACAGUCAGUGGAGCGGCGUAGUCUUCGACCUCAUCACGAUACGGAGCAGCGGAGCAGCUCUAUGUGAACCCGAGCGGUCGGACAUCGUUGAGCUCAGCGUCCCUUCUCACCGCAACAUAUCAAUUCGUUUUUUUUUCUUUGUCGUGAGAAAAGAAAACGUUUGAUGGCAAAUUGGAAGCUUCGGAGGCGCUUUGUGGCUCGAGGAGGAGCUAGCUAACGUUAGCUCGCUAACAAGUUGCUGGCAUGCUGUAUAACUGGCUGCCAAAGACCUCUUGAUGGAUCCCAGAAAACAACAAAGGAACAACUCAAUCUGUGAGCACAGCCAAUAACGAGGGAAUCGGACCCGAAGCGUGUCAUCUGACUGACUACGGUGCAUGUGGCCUCUUAAGUCGUUCAUCUGCUAGGCAGCUCAAGGGCCUACUGCUAUGCACUAUAAACUGGGAGACGUGAGCGGUGGGGAUGCUGGGAGGUGCAGGCUCCUUUGCAGUACGACAGUCUCCCUAGUAAUAGGACUUCUGAUAGCAAUGGCUCAGGGUACUGCAUCGGAACAGCAAAAUGCACAGGUGGAGAUGUUCACAAUUCAACUGGAGGCUUCAAUGCAGUCAUCUAUACUCUCUGAGCUCCAGUCUGCUGCUUUAGCCUUUGAGCCAUCGGUGAAGAAUGGGGGAGUACAGGCUGGCAUCCCUGAUUCUUCAGCGAUUGUGGGCCAGGUGUUUCAGAUGAGGAUUCCACUGGUAUCUGACAAUGCAAGCUAUAAUCUCCAUCUUACUGAGAUGGGGCAGCCAGCAUUACCAUCAUGGCUCUAUUGGGACAAAGAAAAUUGUAUUCUGAGAGGCUUGGCCCUGGAGCAAGAUAAAGGUGUGUAUCAUAUAUCUGUGUCUGGACAAGACAUGAAUGAGAAGACCGGCAGCCAAGAGUCCCCCAGUACAGUCUUCUCCAUUGAAGUAUACCCUGAGGAGCGGGCAGACACUGAACCAUCCCUGCUCGUGCUACAGUCUAAUAUCAGUGGCCUGCAGCCUUUCACUUGUGGCCCUGAGGAGCUUGUCACUGUCCUCACUGUCAUACUGGAUGCUGACUUGACUAAGAUGGUAGCUAAACAGAGGGUCAGUUUACUAACUGUUAUGAGAAAAUUCUCACAUGUCCCCAUUGAGCACAUGAGACUUGUACCUGUUGUGAACAACCGCUUAUUUGACAUGUCUGCUUUUAUGGCGGGACCAGGAAAUGCCAAGAAAGUGGUGGAGAACGGCGUUCUGCUGUCUUGGAAACUCGGAUGUGCCCUUGACCAGGGCAAUAUCCCUGACAUCAGCAUUGUCCAAUUCUCUGCAAAGGAUGGAACAAUGUCAGCCACACUGGCAUAUCCAGUGGUUGGCUGGCACAUUGUCAACAAAAAGCCCCAUGCAGUAAAACGUGUCAAACGACAGUUGUACAACACUCCUACUCCAGUGCCCUCCCUGCUUCCGCCAACUAGUUAUCCAGAGCCACCUCUACGCAUUGUUCCGACCCCAACUUCACCCUCAAUUGCCCCAGCAACAGACCACUCUGCACCUCCUGUACGUGGCCCUUUACCUCUUCCUGUGAAGCCUACAAUGAAAGUUAGAGAUCAGAUUGCACAUACACCUGUUUUGGGUCCCCCCCAACCUACCAGGAUAUUGGGAUCGACAAGCACCAUGCCCAUCCAACCUACAAUGACCAGACCUACAUUUGUGGAAGCCACUGCUUUACCAACACUACCAAGCACCACCAAAAAACCUAAACCAUCUAGCACAAGAAAGCCCAAGAAACCUAAGACGUCAACCCCUGCUCCCAGAGAACCCAAAUCUACCACAGCAAAACCACCUAAACGCACCACUCCUCUCUCCUUGUCUCCAGACUUGAAUCAGAUGCCAGAGAUCCGCAACCCAAUUGAUCAGGUAAAUGCAUGGGUUGGCACAUACUUUGAGCUCAAAAUUCCUCCUGAUACUUUCUUCGACAAAGAGGAUGGUACAACCGACAAGCUGCGUUUGAUUUUGAAGCAACCCUCCAAAGAGGCAGUCAGUGAAACGUCUUGGAUUCAGUUCAACAGCACCAUCCAGCUUUUGUAUGGACUUCCCGAAGAGCAACACAAGGGCAAACACGAGUACUUCAUGCUGGCCACAGAUAAAGGUGGGAAAAGUGUCAUGGAUGCAUUUGAGGUUCAAGUAAACCAUUGGUCUACUAAUGAUAAACCACCAGUUGUUUUUUCCGCCCGUUUCCACGGUGACCCCAAAACAUUAAGCAGUGACAUCCAUAAAAAGAUUAUUUUGACAAAAAAGUUAGCUUACGCGCUUGGUGAUCGAAAUAGCAGCACAGUGACCCUACGAAGCAUCACUAAGGGCUCCAUUGUGAUAGAAUGGUCCAAUAAUAGUCUCCAGCAAAAUCCUUGUCCUAAGGACCAGAUUACGUCUCUCAGCAACAGGAUUGCUGAUCCACAAGGGACACCAAAACCAGCUUUUGUUAAAGCCAUGGAGCCUGAAUUCAAACCCAUUAAUAUCUCCGUACGUGGCACAAACAAAUGUCAAAGCUACACCUUUAUACCACCAGGGGAGGUUCCGCCAAUCCCCGUUCUUCCUACAGCUACACCUUCCCCUGGGACCGGUCGUAGGAGCAGUGAUGAUGUCUACCUGCACACCGUCAUCCCUGCGGUUGUGGUAGCAGCACUCUUAUUAUUUGCAGGUAUCAUCGCCAUGGUCUGUUACCGUAAGAAGCGCAGAGGAAAGAUGACCAUGGAGGAGCAGGCUACCUUCAUCAAAAAGGGAGUUCCCAUAAUAUUUGCAGAUGAGCUGGAUGAUUCCAAGUCCCCUCCGUCCUCCAGCAUCCCGCUUAUCCUUCAGGAGGAAAAGCCACCACUUCCUCCACCAGAGUACCCUAACAUGGCUGGUCCCCACAGUACACUGCUAAACCAGGAUUUGUUGGAAGAGUAUUCUGUUUAUCAGGAUGAUGAUCCCAAUGCGCCUCCUUACCAGCCCCCACCACCUUUUACUGUCCCCAUUGAAGGCAAAGGCUCUCGUCCUAAGAACAUGACCUCCUACAGGUCACCACCCCCCUAUGUUCCUCCCUAACACACACUGAAGCUUUCAGCUUGGAAUUCAGGUGCACUGUAGGGAUGCUUGUGGGAAAACUACUGACUACAGAUGUAACUUUUCAUGGAUUUCAAUGCAGGCGACCAUACGCAUCGUUUGAUCAUCAUGGAUUAGAUAAAUCAACUUUCUCCUACUGGAACAGGCAAAAUAGACGGCGAACAGUUUGUAAUUCCAUUACUCUUCCCUUCUUUUUUUGUUCUUCAGAUCUGCUUUUGACUUUCAAAUGCUUUGUCUGUAUUGCCCAGAAGAAGAGUCAAUUUUAUCUUGAAUGAUGUACUAUUUCUAUUGUAUAGAACAUAAUAGAGGAGAGCCUGAAGCCCACUGGGCCUUUUAGCAGAUGUUACCAUGACAACAGACUUGAGGCUCUCCCUUGCUGUGGUAUUAUUUGAGAGCUGUAUCACUCUUAUCGGUCUGUCAGCUUGGUUUACUAAGAUGUGGUACCUGUUAAUUCUAGAGGGCAGUUUAAUACCAAAAGCCAAACUGAAAGCAUAUUAAUGUAGAAUAAUGAUUUCAUUCUAUGUUUUGUCCUAUAUUUUGCUGCUUCUUAACCGUCACAAACUUCACAUUCAAGUACUUGUUAGGCCACAUUUCACACAGAAUUUACCAUUGAAAUUCAAUUAGAAACAUUUCAAAUUGCAUCGUAAAACUUUUAAUGAAAUAGUUUCUUCACAAGGGACAUUACACUUAUGUCACCUGUUGUUGAUGUAGACUAAUUUAGUUAGAAACAAAAUAUAUAUUUUUAAUUUUUUAUUUUGUGCCACUGAACUUGCCGUUUGAGAUGUUUUGUGUUUUUGCUGUGGUAACUGGUCAGGCAGGCUGCUAUGUCACAAUGAAGGGGCCAGUGGAAUGCUUUUUCAUCACAGUGUGACAAUUGAGCACAUGUAACACUCCUUUUUAAAAAACAAAUAUGGUUUAUAUUGUAUUUCCAUUACCCUCCUAAAAGGGAACUGCACUUGUUUUGGAAUUUUGCCUAUUGCUUACAAUCAUUAUGAGAGACAUGAGUGCCCAAAAAACCCUCUCGAUCACCAUUCAAACACCGCCAACAAUACUCCAUUUACAUUUCGGGACUUGAGUAAUAACCAAGUAUUAAUGAUAUUGUUAUUAUAAGCGCUAAUGCAGAAAAACUAUUUAUAGCAGCGCCGUGAUCACUAGCUUGGGUGGCUAUGUAGACAACUGGUGAGCUCCUUUUUCGCGUUGGAGCUUGUUCUAGUUAUUCUAGUUUAUAAGUAAUGCCUCUCACCUUGAUAAAGGAGGAUAAGGAAAUAAUCCAACAAGUUGGUAGACUUUGACAGCCAAUUUAAACCCAAGUAUGGCGAGAAAGACACGAAAAGAUGCUUGGUUUCAUUCCUCUUUCUUUGCAAGGAUUACGAGUCAUUCUUAAUCUAAACGGGAAUGUAACAAGAUUCUAUCUGCAGCCUAAUGACAGCAGACAUUGUACAUUAAGGGAUGUUUUAUUAUGUUUGUUGGCUCUCAUAAAGUCUGCAGUGAAUAGUAAUCAGUGGUGUUGUUGAAGAAAAAAGCGAACGUUGUGAUGCGUUUUUGAAAUCAAUGUGCCGCUUUUCCUUAUAAUGAGCAAAAUAACGUAAGUAUCACAUCUUAUUAUAAAUGUGCCUGUUUCUACAUGACAUAUAUACUUACAGCACCUUAGUGGAGGUGUCUAGAUGUUUUUAAGGGCUUUAUAGGCAGAAUAGUGCGACUCCCUUUGGCUCCGUUGUAAGCAGACUUUUUAUGGCAUUUACUUACUAGUUAGAAUGCAUAAAAAGAGAAACACCGAUUGCGAUUGUCUUCUCAAAUAACUGUUCAAUAUUCUUGUGUUCAGACAAUUCUUUAGUUUUUUUACACACAAAAACAUGUCAGAACACAAUAAUUUUGAAAUAGAGAAGAACGUGUGCCAGGAUUGUGAAUAGGCAAAAUUAAAAAAAAAAGUGAGGUCCCCUUUAAGUAUGUAUUUUGCACUGAUUGUAUCCAUUGUUUUGUUUUUUCCUUUUAAAAGGAAUAUCCUGCUUUUAAAUCAUCAUGACAUACAUUAAAAAAAUGUUUUUACCAUUUUUGGGCCAAACCAUUGAUCUAAUUUAAGUGUGAUACAGUUGAAAGAAUACAUUACAAAUCAAAUCAGACUUAUUUGGACACAGACAAAAAAUAGAUAUAUUUAGCCUAAUAUAAAUAAACUCAACCUGUCAGUGUCGCAACUUUGCAUUCAGUUGCUAUGCGGACUAGAAGGCCUGCAGGGCCAUGACUUUUCCCCUAGGUAUUGCAUAUAGGGAUGUAAAUAAUUGUGUGCCUGUGAAAUAGAAAAAAGAACAAACUGAAUAAUGUUAGUGUUUUACCAGUCAACCGGUUGGGAACCGAAGGGCCACAAUGUGAAAUGAUUUUAUUUUUUGAUUGUAUGUUUAGAUUUAUAAUCACUAGUGUGCAAGGGUUCAUUCAACGUUUACCUGCCCACUACAAAGAAAUAGCAUCAUCUGAACAUGAUUGCAACAAAUAUGUGAAUUAUGUGCAUUUCAUACCUGAUAUCACCAUUAUAAAAAUGUAAAAAAAAUCUAAUGUUUUUACUGAGUUUUUAUACAGUCUUAAACUUGUUUUAUGAAGGUAUAUUAAUAAAAUGUAUUACUAUUUGUAAAGCCUCAAAAUGGUCUACUGUCCCUCUUUCAGAAGUUGUUUUUUGUGUUAAAGAGAUCAUCACAUAAAUGUACAGUGCGAUAAUGCACUGCAUUCAAUGUUAGACCGUAUGUAUACAAGUCAGACGCUCACUGAACACCUGGAAAAAUUUACAAUAUUGAUAUAUAUACAGCGAUACCUCAAUUUACGAGUUUAAAUGAUUAUAUGACCAAGCUUGUAACUCAAAACACUCGUAUCUCAAAUCAAUGUCGCUCAUAAAAAUGUAUUGAAAUCUAUUUAAAUCUGUGCUUGGUGUGGUAUGGACUGAGAAUGCUGUGCUUGGGCUGCCAACAGGCAGCUCGUAUCUCAAAAACACGUAAUUUAGCCCAUGCUACUCGUAAAUUGAGGUACUGCUAUAUAACAGUAUCUGUCAACAUUUUUUAAUACUCAUGUAACUUUGUCAGUACAAAGAAAUCUGGGGAUAUGAUUAAAAACACUAAA